This is a messenger RNA of Lymnaea stagnalis (great pond snail), 8933 nucleotides long. Lineage: Eukaryota; Metazoa; Mollusca; Gastropoda; Lymnaeidae. The record is from the annotation of a GenBank genome assembly.
CCACAUUCCUUCAAUAUGGCGAGUGUAGUGUAUAUGACACUCGGGAGGGAGUUAUUAAAUAAGGGAGCGAAACGUAUUUCAUCGGGCUACGCACAGGUUGCAGUAAGUCAUAUUAGUACUUUUGUAGACAGUAUUGUAAAUUUAAGUUAAAAUAUAUUAUAGUUAUAGUAAGUGUAUAAAAUCGUAUUUCAGCGUCGUAACUUCAAUACACUGUAACACUCACUGUAAUUUCACUAAUGACUAAAAAUACUAUAAUAAAUAAACUAAUACUGUCUAAUACUUAAUACCAAUACUAGUAAUACUUUAUUAAUUAGUACUACUACAAAGAAUCAUGAAAUUUACUGAAAUACUUCUGAAAUAGUCUAGCUUAGUAGUCGCAUUACACUUACUUUAUUUAAUUCAAAUUUAAAUGAUUAUAAUUAUUAGCCAGCAGCCCUAAAUUAUGUAUUAUUAAUUAUUAAUAUUACCAAGAGCCUGCGUACACCUAGACGGUGUACCUAGCAAAACCAAUGAUCUAGGCCUGCGUACACCGCAGCAAAAAUGUACCAAUGGAUUGGCCUGGUUUUAAGAUAUGUCUGUUGGGACUUGUGGUAAAGUAGACGCUUAUAUGAGCUAUAUAAAUAUAUUUUCAAACCGUAUGCGAUAUUAUUAUAUUUUGUGACCAGUUCCCAGAAGGGGAUCAAGUUUUUAUUUAUUUUUUUCAAUUUUAAUUAAAAGUAUAUUUUAUAUCUAAAUUAUAAUGUUCAUAACUUUUUAAAUAGGCCAAUAUUAGGCUAUAUGUUAGUUAUAUUCCGACAACCAAGAAUCCCAAGCAUCCUGGGUGGAUGGGACUUGUUAGCCUUGGAGAGCAGACACUGGCUUCAAACCAGGAGCUAAAAUGAUCAAUACAUUUAUUUUGGGCCUAAAAUAUAUGGGAAAAAAAUAUGUAAUACUUAUUAAACUAGCUGGGAGUUAAUAACAAAUACAUAAGAAUAUAAUAUCAUUUAGUCUACUCAUCAUCAUGUCCUUUAGUCCAUGGACCGUUGGGGCGCCACAGAUGACAUGUGAACUAUCCUCCUCCAUUCGUCUCUGUCUUCUGCACUACGUACAGCAUCACCCAGUGUUAGUCCUGUCCACUCUUUGAUGUUAUCCUCCCAUCUUUUUCUUUGUCUUCCUCUUCUUCUCCCUCCUCUUGUGGUCCCCUGAAAUAUUUCUUUGGCAAGCCCUUGUUUCCUUGUUACGUGGCCAUACCAUUGUAGUUUGCCUUUUUUCACAGUCACCAGUAGGUCAUCGUACUCCCCAAGUGCCUGGCGAACCCUUUCUUUCACUGUAUCAUUGGAGAUAUGGUCUCCAUAGCAGAUACCAAAAAUGCUUCUGAAGCAUCUCAUCUCCAUCGCCUUAUUUUCCUUUCAAGAUCAGCUUUUAUCAUCCAGGAUUCACAGGCAUACAGGAAAAGUCUACUAUUCUCACUGAAUGCCACUCUCAAUAACGUAUACUUAUUCAGUAAAGAAGAUCACAUCCACUUUAAGUUUUAGAAGGCCUUAAAUCGUUAUAGAAGCAUUGCCUUACUAUUAUAGGUAUAAUGACAAAUGUUAGUCAAUGAUAGUAAUAUUAAAGAUUUUAAUAAUUUAAUAGAAAUUUAAAGAACACUUACUAACACUGCAAUUCUUGUAAUAAAUUACACAAAUGGAUUUGUAACAAUGGUUUACUACUCAAAGUGGUUACUACUUUUCUACGCUGUCUUAGUCUUGUGCACAAAUAUAUUUUUUCUAAAUUCUAUGGGAAAAAAAAAAAAACUGUGCGGCUGCACACCUUGCCAAGCAUAUAAAAGUGGAAAAAAAAUUUCAGUUUGGCUUGUAUAUGUAUGGAACUCAUGCUACAAGAGACAAUUGUUCGAAAGCAUUUUACUUAGAAAAUACGCUGUGGGGCCCCCUUUAAAAUUGAAAUUAUUAAUGUAACAUUCAUGAUAAAGUACAGAAUACUAACAUCAACAAUGUUAAAAAGAAUUCGCAAAAGAAAAACAAGCACUGCUUGCUGCAGAUGUAUAUAGUGCCAUGAAUAAGGCACUGGGAACCCACAUUUCUACUAACCUAAUCUGCGGUGGUUUGCAGUUUCCUUCUCUUAGAUGAGCCACCAUUAAAGGCUGACGAGUGUCAAAGGAGGAGACACUCAGCCCUUGUAUAUAUUUUCUCAGGGGUGUACUUAUUAAUAUGAACAUGGCGAGUUCCUGUGGCUAGACUUUUGGGGUUUAUAUAUUAAAUUAAAUAUAUUUCUAUGUGUGUGUUCAGUUGGUGGCAUUUUUUAGAAGUUUCUGGGGGUGACAUUUAGUAAAAGUAUAACUGUAUUUACCCUCUUGAGAUCACUAAGUAUCCAAAAAGACGAAUGACUGAUCCAUCAGCCUAAUAAUACAAGCCUUGAGAUUGGCUGGCUGGUUUUCUUAUUAGAUAAUCAUAUUGCUUCUCGCAUUUUUCUUCUCAUCUCUGCAUGGCAGCUUCCAUUGAUAGAUUACAGUGUUUUGUCAUUUUUGUACAAAGUGACCUUUGUAAAUUCUUAAAAAAUAUAGGUCCUAAACAUAUGCCACUCCGCAUAAUCACUCAAAGUGGAAUAUUUUGUGAAGUUUUUCACAUUCAAUCUCAUUCAAAUAUUUGUUAGGACUUAUUUAGGCUUCAACAAAAAAUUCACCACAACUCUGCAAGAAACACAAGUUUAUUUUAGGUGUCGACAAAUAUUGCAUGCAUAAAUUAUACAAUUAGCAUAUCUCAUUUUCAUAAAUGUUGAGAUUACAUUUUGAUUCCAUAAGAUUGUAUUAAUUCAUUCAGUUUCCUCCAAUAAUAUAAAUAAUUUUUAACUUGUAACGUUGUUACUUUAUUUUUUGAUAUAUUAUUUUGCAAAGAAAGUGCUGGGCUUGUGAAAAGGCAUCUGUCUCCUUGGCACCGAAAGUUGACAAAGGCCCUGUCUCAAAAGGCGUUUAAUGCAUAGUGGUUUACAAACUGUUAAAAAUAAUUUUGAUAAUCAGAUUUAGUAGAAUAAUUUGAAAUCACAAAUGAUAAUGCUCUGGGUAUGUAUGUUUGGCUGUAACUUUGUUCAAUAUGGGUGCAAACUAAAAUUCCCAUAAGCUAGAACUCUUUGGGAUUCUUAUAAAGUGAAUUACUUGCAUGCAUGUUAUGUCAAGUAACUGAAGUAGAUGGGAAGUUCACACCUUGCCGCCACCAACCAGGGGUUUGGGGGUUGUUCUAGUAAGGAAAGUAAAAUUGUGUGUUUUCACUGUGUGUGCAUGUCUGUAAUAUGUAAAUAGCAAAGAAAAUAAUAGUCUAAAAUGAAGUUGCAUUGAAGUUAAUAGUAAUCAUUAAAACAGUCAGCAGUGAAAGUGAAUUUCCUAAGCUGCAUGCCAAUAAGGGCACAUAUUUUGUAAAGGUAGUAGCUAUUUUUCAAGGGCAAUAAUGCAAGAUAAUAAUGUUGUUUUUCCCCUUGCUAGUGCUCUUUUUGUAAUGUGCACCAUUUUCAUAUCUCUACUUUCAGUUUGCUGGUUUGCCAAGUUUUGUCAAAAUUGUUGAAGUUGGACCUAGAGACGGCCUACAGAAUGAACCAGUACUAUCAUAUAGUUCAUUAUAUAUUUCUAUAAUUAGGCAGUACAUCCUUAUAAUUGAUUUAAUUACAAAUAACCCUUACGCCUUACAUCUCUUUGGUUAUAAAGCAGUGACAUCUUUUAAAUUUUGAACCAUCUUAGACUUCACUUCGGAGAUUCAAUAACGUUAAAACCAGCCUACAGAAUGAACCAGUACUAUCAUUAUAGUUCAUUAUAUAUUUCUAUAAUUAGGCGGUACAUCCUUAUAAUUGAUUUAAUUACAAAUAACCCUUACGCCUUACAUCUCUUUGGUUUUAAAGCAGUGACAUCUUUUAAAUUUUGAACCAUCUUAGACUUCACUUCGGAGAUUCAAUAACGUUAAAAAACCUAUAAAUUUAAGCCUAAUUCAUUGUUGGCCUAUGUGUAUAUAGAUAUAUUGACGAUUUCUAAACAGGAUAAACUUUAAAACUUUUAAGUUUAUUUUAAAAUAAAUUGCAGCAGUUCACUAUUACAUAUCAGUUGGCCUUUAUUUAUUUUUUUAAUAAAAAUUUUUUAAAAAUCAGAAACAUAAUUUCUUAAAUGAUGGUUUGAAACUUUUUUUUUUCUUGUAUUUUUACAACAAAAUUAUUUAAGACAUUAUUAAAAAAAAAAAAUUAAUUGCCAAUAUAGUUUUAAAAUAGAAAAGGAGAGGCUUUAAAAUUGCUGCCUUACAUCUGCACAAUACUGCUUGCAAUUUUCAGGGAAUAGUGCCCACUGAUGUCAAGGUUGAGUUUAUAAAUAGACUGGCUGAUGCAGGGCUCAAGACCAUUGAAGCUACCAGCUUUGUGUCACCCAAAUGGGUGCCUCAGGUUGGUGAAAACUAAUUAUAUUAUGGUUCCGCAUACUACUAUUACUAGUGAAUACUAGUACUUGAUUUUUUAUUUUUCCUGUGACUGGUGAGAGCUUAAUUAUUUUAUGGUUUGCUGAAAAAUAAAUUAUUUUAUGGUUAAUCUGGUAAAAUUUGUGAAAACUUCAUUAUUUUAUCGCCUCUCGGACUAUUUAGAGCUUGAUUUACUUCAAGAAUUCCUCAUGUCUUUAGGAAAUAGAUAAUUUUAAAUACAGUAGCUGCCCAUUAAAAUAAAAUGAGACUUUUUGUAAAAUUGCAUACCUAUACAAAAUUAAUGGCCCAUUUCAAAAUCAAUUUUAAUUUGCUUUUCUUAAAUGGGCAUAUAAUUUAAGUUAAAUUUUAAUAGAUGGCAGACCACAAUGAAGUGAUGAAGAGAAUUAUCCGUCGUCCAGACACAGUUUUCUCAGUGCUAACACCGAACUUGAAAGGUUUUCAGUCUGCUGUAAGUUUUUACAGACACAUCAUAGCCACAUAAUUUUUGUUUAAAUUUUUCAUCAAAAGUUUUACGUUUACAUAAAGUUUUUUGCACUUCUCAGUUUUACAGUGACCCCUUACUUUUUUAUGUUGCACACUUGUCCCAUUAACUUCUCAACUCUAGUCUCACCCUUUGCUCUUCUAUGUUUCACACCUGUCCCAUACACUUCUCAACUCUUGACUCACCCUUUACUAAGUUGCUCACCUGUCCUAUACACUUCUCAGUACUAAACUCACCCUUUGCUCUUCUAUGUUGCACACUUGUCCCUUACACUCCUCUAGACUUUUCACUUUCUCUUCUUCUUAUGUUUUACGCUAAUUACUUCUGCAUGUAUUCUUUACAUGUCUCAGGGGUAAGGGUGUCAUUUACAAUUUUUAGGACCACUUUCUCCCAUUUAUAAUCCAGGUUAAUUUAGAAAGCAAAAGUGAAAAUUCUGAGAAAUGGAUUGUUCAAUGCUUGUAGAGUUAGGAAUUAGUAUUUCCAGGUGUGUACUGCAGACCUGGUUACUCUUACAAUAUUGAUUAAUGAGCAUACCAUAGCAUACUGUUAUGAGACAGAAUUGUUCUAUUUUGGGAAUGCGGGGGGGGGGGGGGGGGGUGGGGGUAAGCAGGCCUAAUUGGUAGUGAUGAGUAAUGAUUAGUUUCAAUGUUCCAUGCAGCUGGCGGCUGGGGCUCAAGAGGUGGCCAUCUUUGGUGCUGCAUCAGAGUCAUUCAGCAAGUGAGUUACUGGCUUGUUGUGUCACACGGUCUGCAUAGCCAGAUUUAGUCACCUUGUCAUGUCCCAUGUUUUAUUAGGGUAUGUCUCUUCUUUGGCUGCCAUUAAAUAUUAAUGACUUUUUUUUUUAAAUCUGCAUUUUUUUAAAAUUAUUGUUGUUUUCCCGCUGAUUUCUUUACUACCGAUUUGUGUUGUUUUUUUUUUACCAUAAUAAAACAAUUCCUGUUUGAUGCAAACUUUCAGGAAAAACAUUAAUUGCUCCAUCAAGGAUUCAGUGGAGAGGUUUAAGGAGGUGACACAAGCAGCCAAACAAGCUCACAUCCCAGUAAGGGGGUAAGAGAGGAAACUCGUUUUGAUGGUGUUUGUUUUCUUUUAAAUCACUUACCUUACGAGGGUUCAUUUUGAUUGGUUAACUUGCCAUGGUUCGUCAUGAUUGGUUAACUUGCCAUGGUUCAUCUUGAUUGGUUAACGUGUCAUGGUUCAUGAUGAUUGGUUAACUUGUCAUGGUUCAUCAUGAUUGGUUAACUUGUCAUGGUUCAUCAUGAUUGGUUAACUUUGUGUAGGUUCAUCAUGAUUGGUUAACUUGUCAUGGUUCAUCUUGAUUGGUCAUGAUAAGUUAACUUGCCAUGGUUCAUCAUGAUUGGCUAACUUACCUUGGUUCAUCAUGAUUGGUUAACUUGUCAUGGUUCAUCUUGAUUAUUUAACUGCAAUGGUUCAUCUUGAUUGGUUAACUUGUCAUGGUUCAUCAUGAUCGGUUAACUUGUCAUGGUUCAUCAUGAUUGGUUAACUUGUCAUGGUUCAUUUUGAUUGGUUAACUUAUCAUGGUUCAUCAUGAUUGGUUAACUAGUCAUGGUUCAUCAUGAUUGGUUAACUCGUCUUGGUUCAUCAUGAUUGGUUAACUUUGUGUAGGUUCACCAUGAUUGGUUAACUUGUCAUGUUUCAUCAUGAUCGGUUAACUUGUCAUGGUUCAUUUUGAUUGGUUAACUUGUCAUGGUUCAUCUUGAUUGGUUAAUUUGUCAUGGUUCAUCGUGAUUGUUUAACUUUGUGUAGGUUCAUCAUGAUUGGUUAACUUGACAUCGUUCAUCAUGAUUGGUCACCACUGUCACUGUCAGCAUUGGACAUAAAAAAUGUACUUUCAGUUGAACUAUGUGUUUGUUUAUUUCAGAUAUGUUUCAUGUGUGCUGGGAUGUCCGUAUGAAGGAGAUGUGAAACCAGAAAAGGUUGCAGAGGUAAGCAAAAAUUUAAACUGUUUAAUGUGUAAGCGGUGAUUCACCAUCAUCACUCCGGGCUUCUAAUGAUAUUAUUACAGAUUUUCUUCACAAAUUAAGUACAAUAUUUUUUAGCUAAAUGAUUUCAUACAUAAAUUUAACCUUCCAACAUGUUCACUUUUUUUCCCUUUAAAAUAUCAAGUAAACUUCAUUUGAAAAUAUCUACUGUGAUGGAAAUGUAUUUUGGAAACAUUGUAUUUGAUAUUUGGCUGUUUGAAAUUCCAGAUACAUUAAUUUUUGUAAAUUAUUUUUUUCAAUCUCUUGCAGGUAGCCAAAAGUCUUUUAGAUAUAGGUUGUUAUGAAAUAUCACUUGGUGACACCAUUGGUGUGGGCACACCUGGAGGCAUGAGGAAUCUCAUCUCUGUCGUGUCCAAGGUGGUACCCCUGGAUCAGAUAGCUGUACAUUGCCAUGAUACUUAUGGACAAGCUCUGGCCAAUAUAUUUGCUGCCCUACAGGUUAGUGGAUUUAUAGUCAUAAAAAAAAACAUGUUGAAUCAUUGUGGGGACAGUGUUGAAUACAAUCUAAUUACAUGGUUCAUUGCACUUAUUGAAAAGGUGUUAUGGCCGGCACAAGUCAUGACAGCUUUUCGGGCCUUUCUGCUAGCAUUCAGGUACCAAAAUAAGAUAUAUUUUCAUUGAAACUUAAUUUUGAAGAUAAGACGCUUAACUGGACUAGACCUUUGACUAGAUAUUUAAAAAGACUGAAUUUGAAUUUUUUUAAUUUACAGGUACUGUCCACCCAUUUUCCAUUUUUUAUUUUUGUAUUCUGUGUGAUUUUUCUGUGCACCCUAUUUUCCCUUUUUAUACAUACAUUUUAUUACAACAUUGUUAGCUUGCUUUUUUCUGAUCUACAAACAAAAUGUUCACCCAAAAUGUUCAUAAUGUUUUUUAAGUCUUAUAGAAUUGAACUAUCGCACCAACACCCCCUCCUGUCCAAACUCCCUGCCUCCCCCAAUAUAUCACUCUAUAUCACCAGCUCUGACAAAGACAUUACCAGAAAUUUAAAUAGUAUUUCAUGUUUGAAAGCUUAUGUCUUACUGCUGCGUUGUAUUUAAUUGCCCAGUCAUUCUCAGUGAAUUUAUAAUUACUUUCAGAUGGGAGUUAAAACGUUUGACAGCUCUGCUGCUGGACUGGGUGGGUGCCCAUAUGCUAAAGGUGCCAGCGGCAAUGUAUCAACAGAGGAUGUGGUGUACAUGAUGAAUGGUCUUGCCAUAAAAACUGUGAGUACAUAUUCAAUGGGCUUGCUAUAAAAUAUGUGAAAACCUAAUGAAUGGGCUUGCUUUAAAAAAUUUUAGAACAUGUACAUGAUAAAUUGGCUUGCUAUAAAAAUUAUGAAAACAGAAAGUGGUGUACAUAAUGAAUGGGCUUGCUAUAAAAACUGUGAGGACAUGAUGAAUGGGCUUGCUAUAAAAACUGAGGACAUGAUCAAUGGGCUUGCUAUAAAAACUGUGAGGACAUGAUGAAUGGGCUUGCUAUAAAAACUGUGAGGACAUGAUGAAUGGGCUUGCUAUAAAAACUGUGAGGACAUGAUCAAUGGGCUUGCUAUAAAAGCUGUGAGGUCAUGAUGAAUGGGCUUGCUAUAAAAACUGUGAGGACAUGAUGAAUGGGCUUGCUAUAAAAACUGUGAGGACAUGAUGAAUGGGCUUGCCAGACAAAUAUUUGAGUAUAUUUCCAAUAGUUCAUUUAUAAAAUUUUAAAAAUGUCACCUUGUGAACUAUCCUGACUCUCUUCCCCCCCCCCCCCUCUUUUCUUUUUUCCCCCACCGGGGUUUGAUAUUCACAAUUUAAUUUAGGCUGGUCACUUCAUCUCAACUGCACUAGGGAGAAAGUCAGGGUCAAAGGUUGCCUCAGCAACCAAGUCAUCUCUCUAAGGAACAAGUGCAAUAUUUGGGUGGUAGUAGUAGUAGAACUCCUUUGCCAAUUAUUGUGAUACCGGUAUCAUUUAAGUCACUCUAACAUCAUUUGAACAAGCUCAGUGAUAAGUUACCUAUUAUGUUAUAAUCAGUGCGGUACUUCAGUCAAGUAAAAUAAUAUUUCUUAAGCAGCC